This is a messenger RNA of Periophthalmus magnuspinnatus, 496 nucleotides long. RefSeq names its product piercer of microtubule wall 1 (gene pierce1). Gene Ontology annotation, biological process: axoneme assembly. The transcript has 3 exons. The record is from RefSeq and is a predicted model, not a curated record. The coding region runs from base 74 to 490 and encodes 138 amino acids. Gene Ontology annotation, cellular component: axonemal microtubule. NCBI's taxonomy places the organism in Eukaryota, Metazoa, Chordata, Actinopteri, Gobiiformes, Gobiidae.
CGUUGUCUCGUCUCCGUGGAAACAGUAUAUUACAUUAGCACAUUAGCAAACAACGUCAGGACAAACGGCGGAGAUGGAGCAGGACCCGGGGCAGGACCCGGGGCAGGACCCGGGGCAGGACCCGGGGCAGGACCCGGGGCAGGACCCGGGGCAGGACCCGGAGCCCAAAACCAGCGACUUUUACCGAACCGAACCGAACCUCCCGGAGCGCUUCAACCGCCCGAGCCGCCUGCGAGGCUACAGUUCUGCGCAGGCGCAUCCUAUGUACAGAACCUCCAACCAGAGCUACGGAAACACUGCCCCCACUGUUCACCACAUGCCAAUGCGCUUCGCGGCACUGUCGUCACGUUUCUCCAAAGCGCAGUUUCAAGGCGGAAUGUUCAUCGACAGCAGCCUUAACACCUCAUUGGACAAGAGCCGCAUCUCCACGGCAACAGCCCGCCCCCAAGGCUACACCCCCCACCUGCACCUCAAGGACCAGGGACAAUAAAACUAC